Messenger RNA from Gryllus bimaculatus (two-spotted cricket), 606 nucleotides. Lineage: Eukaryota; Metazoa; Arthropoda; Insecta; Orthoptera; Gryllidae. The record is from the annotation of a GenBank genome assembly.
AUGAAUGUGGGAUAUUCCCUUGUUGUACUAAGCCCUUUAGUUGUUAGAGUAAUUGCUCUUCUUCCAUGCUUCCGACGUUGGCGAGUUCGAUUUCGGGCGUGGCGUCCUCGGUUGAGUACCUGCCCGUCGCCUCUGCUGCCUGCGCGUUUGCGCGCCGGCCCUGGUGGCAACCCCGCCCCUCCGCCCCCGCCCGAGCCCUCGACCCCGCCCCCAGCCACAGCAAGCGCCACCUUCGUCUCUCUGUCAUGUGAGGCGGAGGCGGCAGAGGCGGCUGCGGCGGCGAUCGGCGGUGGCGGAGGCGGCGGCUGCGCCGACGUCUGCGCGAUGGAGGAGGACGGCGUGGGCGUGGGCGGGGGCAGCGUGGGCUCCGGGAGCGGAGCCCCCGAGGAGGGCUACGUGCUGGUGCGCGUGCACGUGCCCGAGCUCAACGUGCAGAAGUGCCUGCAGUUUCCGCGCGACCAGCUCGUGUGGGACGUGAAGCAGCAGUGCCUGGCCGCGUUGCCGAAGCCUCUAUUUUAUUUUGUAGUUUCUCAGAUCCGUCGCAGAGUGUCAUUAGUGACUUCCUCACUCUACAACAGUGCUUUUGGUCUUAGAAAUGUGCAUUAA